Molecule: messenger RNA, 3129 nt
Organism: Pogona vitticeps (central bearded dragon)
Lineage: Eukaryota; Metazoa; Chordata; Lepidosauria; Squamata; Agamidae
Source: RefSeq, a predicted model, not a curated record
AUGAGCCACGCCGAGCCGCCUGCCCCCACGCAGGUAAACCUCAGCCACUUGCCCGACGACUCGCCCCCCGUGAGAGCCGCCGUGGCUGAGCUCCGGCGCAAAGCCAGGGAGGAGGAGAGGAUCCGGACCCUUCCCUUCCUCCUCUCCGAUACGCACCUGGUCCGCUUCCUAAGAGCCCGAGACUUCGACGGCGACUUGGCGUGGAAGUUAUUGAAAAAUUAUCACAAGUGGCGAGCAGAAUGCCCAGAAAUAAGUGCAGAUUUGCGGCCUUACUCUAUUCUUGGUCUGUUGAAUAAUGGUUACCUUGGAGUUUUGAAAGAGAGGGACCUACAUGGCAGUAAAGUUCUCAUUUAUAGAGUUGGACACUGGGAUCCAAAGGAGUUUACUGUAUUUGAUGCGUUUCGUGUAAGUCUCAUCACCUCUGAGCUUAUUGUACGAGAGAUUGAGACACAACGGAAUGGAGUCAAGGUUAUUUUUGACCUGAGAGGAUGGAGAUUUGCUCAUGCAUUUCAGAUAUCUCCAACAGUGGUCAAAAGAAUAGCUGCUGUGCUCACAGAUUCCUUUCCAUUAAAAAUCCGUGGUAUACACUUCAUUAACGAGCCUUUGUUCUUUCAUCCUGUCUUUGCUAUAAUUAAGUCCUUUCUCCCUGAAAAAAUCAAGGCACGGAUCCAUAUGCAUGGGUAUAACUAUGGGCAGAGUCUCCAGCAGCACUUUCCAGCCAGCAUUCUCCCGGAAGAAUAUUGUGGAGGAUCAGUUUCAAUUGAAGAGCUUUCCAGAGAGUGGACUGAUUUCAUAAUACAAUCGGAAAGUUAUCUUCAGAGUAUUUCACAGCUGGGGUAGUCCAUUAACAUGGUAACAUGUGUUUAUUAGGAGGACCAUCAAUAUUUGAUCAUCAACCAGCCAGAGAGAAAAAAAAAUGAGGUUAAUCCCAUGGAUUGCUUGUUUCGGAGCCUUCUGCUGAUUUAAAUGGGAUUUGCAAAUGUUAAUGAAGUAAUAGCUACCCGCAUAGACAUGGCUUAUAUAAUAAUGAAUUAUUUUUGAAUUUGGAAUGUUUUGAUCUUAGAAUGAAGUUACUGGAAAAGAAAAGGAGGAAGGGCACAUGUACGUUCACAUUUUAUAAUCAGGGGACCAGCCUAGCACUACAGCAAUGCACUGUACUGACAGGAUUAAAAAUCAGAGGCCUAUCUAGUAUCCCAUUCUUCUUGUGUCCAACUAGAUGCCCCUGAGAAUCUGGGAAGUGGGGCGAAGUAGAACCAGCAACGUCCUGUUUCUCGCCUUAAUACCUUUUAUUCAGAAGUUUAGUGCCUUUGAAUAUGGAAGCUGCAUUUAAGUUCUCGUGGUUAACAGACAGUCCUAGCUGGCAUAAUGUUUCAGAACUAUUUUAUAAAAAGCCCCAUUGAGAGACUGUCUCCACUUCUUGUAUACAGAGUUUGAUAUGUUUAGGUAUAUGUUUUGUGAAGUAAUUGUCUCUUUUAUUAAUUCUAACCUUACUGUAUAUCAAUGCAUGUUGCAUCUGGAAUACUGAAAAGGGAUUUAACUUGUUCUGUAUUAGUAUAUAGUGAUCAAGAAUCAUAUAUAUGCAAUCCAACUUAUGAAUGCUUACUCAUUCAUAACCCUAACUAUGUUCAGUUGUGUUUUCUUUAAUCCUUGUAGUGCAAACCUGUAUCUGCCUACAAGAAAUAAGACAAAUUUAAUCCAAUGAUACUUAUUAUCAUAAAAGAGAAUACCAAAUUACAGCCUUAAUUUUUAUUGUAUAAUACAAAUUUUCACUUCACUGAAAAAUAGCUAAAUAGUGGCCAAAAUCCCAUUGUGCAACUGUACACAGAGAACUUGAGUUUGCACACACAAUAGUUGCGUUCGCACCAAGACAAAAGCGCUACCCUGAAGCGCUUCUGCUGGUGCACUGCACAAUCGGUCAUAUCAGGGAUAUGUGACCAACUGCACAACUUCUUAACACAAUUCCUUGUUGCUGGGUGCAACACUUAGCCCAUAUACACUGAUGUAAGUUUUUUAACACCAGCAUGAACAAGAUAUUGGCCAUUGGCUGAAAUCUUGCUUUGCAAACUAAAUCAAAAUUUGAUGAGACCCACUGAAUCAAUGGAAUAUAUGGAGUCAGUGACUUGCCAAUUCCUCACUGAUUCAAUGGGCCUACUAUAGUUGCAAAUUAUUGUGCUAAGCAAUAGAAUUGCAGCCAAUGUGUCUUGAUUGCAAAAGCCAUUAUAUUAGUAAUGGUUCAUAACAUACAAAUCUGCCAUGCUUUUCUUACUUUUACUAUUUUUUCUCGAGUUAACCUAUGCUUUAACUGGUCCUUAAGAACUUGAUUUGACUGAGUUUGUGACUAUUACGUUUGCUUGAUUCAGGUGGAGUAACUAAUAAGCAACAUGGGUCCAAUUGUUGGAAUUAAAUGUUUACACUGGAAAAUCAUUUGUGCUAAUCUUAACAAGGGACACAGUAUAAAUGGUAAUGGACACAAUGUGAAAUAGAAGUACAAUGGCAGGCUGAAAUUCUCCUUUAAGGAUGAUGAUGAUGAUGCUGUCUUCUAAACUUUUUUGAGCCAAUGUAUAUGGAAUACACAAUAAAAAUGUAGAGCAACAGCCAUCAGUGGCAUUAUAUUCAUCUGAUAAGAUGUAGCAGAACUGAGGGCAUGCUCACUGCAACCCCUCAUGCAGUCUGAACCUAGAGGACAGGAAUAGUUACUGGAGCUAGUUUGCAAUCUCAGUCCCAAAAACUGGCACCAGUACAACAGGGGAGCUAUCCACUUUGCCAGCCAGAACGGUGACACUCGUCCUACUUGCACUAAUCAAUCUUCCUCAACCUGGUGUCCUCCAUUAGCUCCAGCCUACAUGGCUAGAUGCCAGGAUGAUGAGAAUUCUAGUCCACAGUCUCUGCAGGACACCAGUUUGGGGAAGACUGACUGACAUUAAGUUCCAUCAAAUUAAUAGUCGCACUUCUGAAAUGUGAAAAAAACAUGUUACACUGAUGCUAUUCUGAUCUUGAAAUAAAUACUGUAUGCCACGAAUCUGCUAGGGGUUUGGCUUUAGUUUAAAAUAGUGUAACUGAAGGAAUUGAGCUUGUUUACUGUCAAGAGGAACUGAACAAUUUAUGUACAUAAAAUAUAUUUAAAAUAUA